Messenger RNA from Zingiber officinale, 2448 nucleotides. RefSeq lists its product as uncharacterized. The transcript has 8 exons. The record is from RefSeq and is a predicted model, not a curated record. The annotation marks the transcript as partial. Lineage: Eukaryota; Viridiplantae; Streptophyta; Magnoliopsida; Zingiberales; Zingiberaceae.
AUGGUUCUUUUUGAGGAUAUGCCUUCGUCUCUUAAAUGGCUACGAGUCGAUCUCCUAUACCUGUUUGGCUUAAGCCCUGUCAGGCCUGAUACUCGAGUUCCUCUAGUGGAUAGCUUCUAUGAUGAUUUGAUUGAUGAGGAACUACGUCUGGAAGAGGAUGUUAUUCGUGCCAAAGAAGCCAAACUUCUGGCUGCUAUUGCUCUUCCUCCUUCAAUCGAAGAACAAGCCCCUCUAGUUGAAGUACCCAGUUCUUUGGGCAUUCUUGAAGCUCUUGAAGCUCCUGAGGGUCCCUCCGCAAAGAUCCCUGCCAGUUCUUUACUCGCUGUUACUUCUCCAGCUGCCGUUGCUGUCUCCUCAUCUGCCCCUCUUCCCCUCAUUGAGCUUACGUCUCCCGGUAGCUCUGGUAAAUCACUAACUAAACUUUCUAAAGGUAAACGCCCAGGGCACAAAAUUACCAGAGCUCCUCCAUCAAAAAGGAGGCUCAUUCUCCCUGCUGACGAGCUAGUUUCGGAAGGUUUUACCUCGGCUGACCUUCCUUCUGACGAGCCGACAUUGGCGGAACUCUAUCCUUCCCUGAGUUUUCCUGCCUCACCUUUCGCUAAUGCCAAUGCUUCUGGCGAUCGAUGGAUAGAAAAUAUGGAUUUUUCUCGACUACUGCACAACUUAUACACUGAGAAUAAGAGGUUGAGAUCUGAAAAUGAUAAGCUGAAACAAGAGGUUGCCGAGUUAUCUUCUGCUGCGUUUUCUGCUGCCGCCAAGAAACAACUCGAGGCACAAAUUCAAAGUCUUCAGACAAAAUUUAAAUUGCUGAAGGAGGAUGAAAUAACUUCCUUGAACACCUCCCUUAACUCAGUCAGGACCGAGGUUUCUGCAAAAGAAGCUGAAUUGAAGACUUCUCAGAUGGCUCUGGUGGUUUAUAAGGGUGGCGAAGAUGUUCGUUACAGGGAGCGGGACACUGCCAUGAUAGAGUCUCCUGAAUUCAACAGGCCAAUUGUGAAGUCCAUCUUCACAAGGCCAGAAGAGAAAACAAGGGUUUACAAGGUUUUCUUCCGCUUUCCUCCAUCUCUCGCCCUCUUCCUUGAUUCCUCUUUCAUUUUACCGUCGUUCUAUGGCAGCUUCUCCUCCCGCAUGGGUUAUGAGCAACUAAGAGGCCUCAGUCUUCCACAUCGAGCUGAUCGCCAUAGUCGUCAGGCAGUGGCUAAGGAAGUGAUUAAACUUCUUGAUGCAGGGAUUAUUUACCCAAUUUCGGAUAGUGAAUGGGUGAGUCCAGUCCACGUUGUUCCAAAGAAAGGAGGAAUGACUGUUAUCAAGAAUGAAGAAGAUAAGCUAAUUUCAACACGAACAGUGAUGGGGUGGCGAAUGUGCAUUGAUUAUCGGAAGUUGAAUAAAGAAACAAGGAAGGAUCAUUUCCCUUCACCAUUUAUUGAUGAAAUGCUUGAAAGAUUAGCUAAACAUUCCUACUUUUGUUACUUGGACGGAUAUUCUGGAUUUUUUCAAAUUUCAAUUCAUCCUCAAGACCAGGAGAAGACUACUUUUACUUGUCCUUAUGGUACCUUUGCUUAUCGUCGGAUGCCAUUUGGGCUUUGUAAUGCUCCAGCCACUUUUCAGAGAUGCAUGAUGGCAAUUUUUUCAGAUUUAAUAGAAAAAAUUAUGGAGGUUUUCAUGGAUGAUUUCUCAGUUUAUGGAAAUGACUUUGAUUCUUGUUUGUCAAAUCUUUCUACUGUUCUAAAAAGGUGUGAAGAUACAAACCUAGUGUUGAACUGGGAAAAAUGUCAUUUUAUGGUUAAGGAAGGAAUAGUUUUGGGGCAUAAAAUUUCAGAGCGUGGUAUUGAGGUAGAUCAAGCAAAAGUGGAAGUAAUAGACAAAUUACCCCCACCUAUCAAUGUAAAAGGAGUUAGGAGUUUUUUAGGGCAUGCUGGUUUCUAUAGACGUUUUAUUAAGGACUUUUCAAAGAUUUCCAAGCCAUUGACUAAUCUGUUGAUUAAAGAUGUUGAGUUUUGUUUUGAUAGCGAAUGUAUUGAAGCCUUCAAUAAAAUCAAGAGUGCUCUUACAACAGCUCCAGUCAUUCAAGCACCUGAUUGGGAUCUUCCUUUUGAAAUAAUGUGUGAUGCUAGUGAUUUUGCUGUAGGAGCAGUUUUGGGACAACGAAGAAAUAAGAUUUUACAUGCGAUCCAUUAUGCAAGUAAAACACUUGAUGCAGCCCAAGUAAACUAUUCUACUACAGAAAAAGAAUUAUUGGCAGUGGUAUUUGCUAUUGAUAAAUUUAGAUCCUAUCUAGUAGGAUCAAGAAUAAUAGUGUAUACUGAUCAUGCAGCUAUUCGGUAUCUACUUGGAAAGAAAGAUGCUAAACCUAGGUUAAUCAGGUGGAUUUUACUUUUGCAAGAGUUCAACCUUGAGAUUAGGGAUAAGAAAGGAGCUGAAAAUGUAGUAGCGGAUCAUUUGUCUAGA